Molecule: messenger RNA, 2091 nt
Organism: Triticum dicoccoides
Lineage: Eukaryota; Viridiplantae; Streptophyta; Magnoliopsida; Poales; Poaceae
Product: COBRA-like protein 7
Exons: 1
Coding region: 95-2083 (662 amino acids)
Biological process (GO): cellulose microfibril organization
Cellular component (GO): membrane
Source: RefSeq, a predicted model, not a curated record
GGUUCUGGAGCUUAAUUGCAGCCGUUCCCGCCAAGAAUCAAGCAGAGUGACAGAAGAAAAUCCGUUGCCGCUUGUGAUCGACCCGACGACCACCAUGGAGGCCAUGCACGCUCGCCUCGCCCUCGCCUUCCUCCUGUUCGUCGCGCUUGCGGCGGCACAGCAGGUGCCGGCGCCGGCGCCUGCCGACGUGGGUUGCAACGGCGUCUUCCUCACCUACGCCCCCGAGGCCCACCAAAGGAUCAGGCCGUUCGUGGACCCCGCCGCCGCCGCGGCCGGCAGGCAGCCCUACUCCUUCCGCGCCAGCGCCACCGUCCUCAACAACGGCGUCCGCACGCUCCCCUCGUGGUCGCUGCUGGUCGCCUUCGCGCACGGCGAGAUUCUUGUCAGUCUCGACGGCGGCGUGCUCACCUUCGGGGACGACCUGCCGUACAACACCACGGCGGCCGGUGGCGGCGCGACGUCCUUGUCUGGGAACCCGCAGACGGACCUCCUAACGCCGAUCGCCACCGCCGGCGACCUGACCAGGAUACAGGCGACGGUGAGGCUGGUCGGCACGCUGUUCGCCGGGCCAGAGCCGGUCGUGACGCUCCCGUCCGCGAUCUCGCUGGCCGACCCCGCGUACACCUGCUCGCCUGUCGCCACCGCGCCAACGGUCCUCUCCGCGUGCUGCGUGCUGAUUGCGCCGGACCAGCCCUCGGCCGUGCCGCCGGCGGCCGGGAACACCUACCUCCCGCGCGUCACCGGCGACCUCGUCAUCACCUACGACGUGCUCCAGGCGCACGAGACCACGUACCUGGCGCUGGUGACGCUCGAGAACAACGCGCCGAUGGGCCGCCUCGACGGCUGGGAGCUGUCGUGGGAGUGGCGGCGCGGCGAGUUCGUCAACUCCAUGAGAGGCGCGUACCCGCGGGAGGUGGACGCCAGAGGCUGCCUCUACGGCCCGCAGGGGCAGUACUACAAGGACCUCGACUUCUCCAAGGUGCUCAACUGCGAGCGCCGGCCGGUGGUGCACGACCUGCCGCCGUCCCGCCGCGACGACACGUCCCUCGGUCAGAUCGAGCACUGCUGCAGGAACGGCACCAUCCUGCCCAAGACCAUGGACGAGGCGCAGUCCAAGUCGGCGUUCCAGAUGGAGGUGUACAAGAUGCCGCCGGACCUGAACCGGACGGCCAGGCCGCACGCCCCGGCCAACUUCAGGAUCUCCGGCGCGUCGCCGCUCAACCAGGCGUACGCGUGCGGGCAGCCAGCGCUGGUGAGCCCCACGGAGUUCCCGGACCCGAGCGGGCUCGUCUCCACGACGCUCGCCGUCGCGACGUGGCAGGCGGUCUGCAACAUGACCGUCGACGACGCCAAACCGUCCAAGCCGCCGCAGUGCUGCGUGUCCUUCUCCGCGUUCUUCAACGAGUCGGUGAUCCCCUGCAGCACCUGCGCAUGCGGCUUCCCCACCCCGGCGCCUACGACCUGCAGCACGACGGCGCCGGCGCUGCUCCUGCCGCCGCACGCGCUGCUCAUGCCGUUCGAGUGGCGGGCGAAGGAGACGCUCAAGUGGUAUCACGACGAGGAGCUGGGCGCGCCGCCGAACCCGAUGCCGUGCGGCGACAACUGCGGGGUGAGCGUGAACUGGCACGUGGCCACGGACGCGGCCGGCGGGUGGAGCGCGCGGGUGACGCUCUUCAACUGGGAGGAGGGCGCGGACAUGCGCGACUGGUUCGCCACCGUCGUCAUGGGCGACAAGGUGUACGGCGGGUUCGAGCAGGCCUACUCCUUCAACGCCACCGCCGUCGGGGACGGCGCCAUCUUCAUGCGCGGCAGGGAAGGCUUCGAGCUCCUGCUGAGGGAGAGCAACGUGAGCGGCGUGGACUACCCCGUGCCCGGGAAGCAGCAGUCCGUGCUCUCCUUCACCAAAAAGAAUGGCCCCGGCGACGUCGACGUGGUUGGCGGCGACGGGUUCCCGACCAAGAUCUUCUUCAACGGCGAGGAGUGCGCCAUGCCGCAGAUGAUUCCGAGCCAGGGGGUUGGCACUCGCGCUAGCCGUGGUGGUGCACUCGUGCUCUUGCUACUCUUCCUCUUCUUCUUCUUCUAGAAUUUUGG